This is a messenger RNA of Cynoglossus semilaevis (tongue sole), 2766 nucleotides long. It is a transcript of the gene cables2a, whose product is annotated as Cdk5 and Abl enzyme substrate 2a. NCBI's taxonomy places the organism in Eukaryota, Metazoa, Chordata, Actinopteri, Pleuronectiformes, Cynoglossidae. The record is from RefSeq and is a predicted model, not a curated record. The transcript has 11 exons. Gene Ontology annotation, biological process: regulation of cell cycle. Bases 61 to 1599 code for a protein of 512 amino acids.
GCCGUGUGUACCGGUCUCUGGCUGCCUCCGCGUUCUCCUCCAGUCACAUUUCAAACUAGCAUGGCGACCGCUCUCUGCGGCGGUCAGUCCACUGGUAGCCACAGCAAACCGACCAGGAACCACCGGGAACAGCGGCGGAAAGCCAAGGACUCCAGGCGGAGGCAGGCGGCCCUGCACUUCCUGAAUAAUAUCUCACUCGAUGGCCGACCUCAUUGUCACGUCAACCGCGGAAAUGCCGAGCACAAAGCCGCGCCGGAGCCGCCGCUCAGGGACAGAGACGACGCCGUCGCCGCAGCAGGGCUGCCGCCUGAUGGUUCAUCACCGGUGGCCCAGGUGUCGGAGGCCACGCUGUCCCCGGCCGGCGGCUCAUCGUCCAGUGUCCCCGGCUUCCUCAGUCCAAACAGACCGUGUUCGGUGACGUCUCCAGGACUCGCCGGAGCGGCCUCGGUCGGAGCCAACGAAGUAUUUUUGGAAGGAGUCACCGCGGCCGAGACGCUAGCCCAGGAAACCCCCGUGACCACCGGGCACCUUCCCUGCUCUCGUGUCAGAUCUACGCCCGCCGCACUCGGCCUGGGCCCGGCCGCUGGUGGAGCAGAGCCGCGACAGAGAUCGAGAAAUAUCUCCGGCUCACCAGGACCCAAAGUGCCAAAAAAAGUCCACUUCAUCAAGAGUAUGCGACAGUACGAUACCAGAGGCUCCAGGAUCAUGCUGAUCUGUGCCAAGAGGUCUCUCUAUGCUGCCUUUUCAGUGCUGCCCUAUGGAGAGAGUGUUCCACCCAGUGAUGUCAAGCUGGAGACUCAGAGACAGAGGCUGUCGUCCGUGGUGGCUGUGGACGCUUACCCUUCACUGGAAGGUGUGGAGCUGAGCGCCGACGGAAAGACCGUGUCUUAUGCUCAGUUUCUCUUCCCGACCAACGCCUUGGUGCAGCCGAAGAACGGCGCUGCGCCAGAGAGCAGCACGGCUCAGACGCCGCAGUCACGUUUCCGUAGCAACGGGCAGAGGAACCUCACUGUGGCGAAUUUGAACAACAGCGUUGCACCGGAACCAAAUGUAGAAGAGGUGGCAGACUACGACCCCUACCUCCUCAGCGACCCCCAGUGGCCGUGUGGCAGACACAAGAGAGUUCUGAUUUUUGCAUCAUAUGUGACGACGGUCAUCGAGUACGUGAAACCAUGUGACCUGAAGAAGGACAUGAACGACACGUUCAAGGAGAAGUUUCCUCACAUCAAGCUGACGCUGAGCAAGAUCAGAAGCCUGAAGAGAGAGAUGAGGGUGGUGAGCGAGGAGUGUGGACUUCAGCCCGUCACCACAGCGAUGGCGUUUGUUUACUUUGAGAAGCUGGUGCUGCAGGGCCGCCUCAACAAGCAGAACAGGAAGCUGGUGGCGGCGGCGUGCGUGCUGCUGGCUGCGAAGAUCAGCAGCGAUCUGAGGAAACCUGAAGUGAAACAGCUGAUUGAUAAGCUGGAGGAGCGUUUCCGUAUCAACCGACGGGAGUUGAUUCCUCUGGAGUUUCCUGUUCUCGUUGCCUUGGAGAUGGGACUGUACCUCCCUGAGAACAAGGUCAUGCCUCACUACCGCAGGCUGGUGCAGCAGGGUUAGAGGUGUCAGGGGUCACACCAGCACCUGUGUGUGUCUGUGUGUUUCUAUUUAUUUCCCUUUAGUCUGAGUUGAUUCACUCAGAAGAAGCUGUUUUUUUCUCUCUCACUGGUUUGUAUUUAAGACUGUGUGACGACACCAUCAUCAGUGUGUGUCCAGUGUUUCCCCCCGUGUGUGAAACAGCGCCCCUCUUAAUGUUAUGUAGUUGAAAAGAUGGUACUGCACUCACAUGAGUGGCAUUUUAAUGGGAAACUGGCGUGUGUGUCUCCACGUGUGUGUGUCGUGUGCCGUUUCCAUGGUGACCCAGUGUGAGCUCUACGUUAGAGACGUUCGUGGUGACCUGUAUUUCCGCUCCGUGGCAGUGUUUUCUUCUGUCCGUUUUUCUGUGACACUCCUCGCCGGCACCUUUUUUCUAGCAAAGAAGAACAGCUCUGUUUUUGUACACGCCUUUUUAUCAAGCCACUGUGACACGGGAGCAUUUUAGCUGUUUAGCCCGCACCGGACUACUGACGUCUGAUUGGAGGAGAUCUUACGAAUGUAUUUGUACUGUAACGUCACGCAUGUUGAUGUAUUUAUUUUGUUGUCGAACGGAGAAUUAUAUUCACGAGGCAGCUGUGUGUUCAUGGUUGGAAACUGUGCUAAAAUACUUUGACAGUUUUAAUAUAUUCAUAAAUAUAUACUGUGGCUGUGUCUGAGUCAGAGAAACAGCAGGCGGAUUUUUUUUCAUGUCAUUUUUCAGGGAUUUCUUUUUUAAAUGCACUGAGACGUAAGUCUUUGUCCUGCUGGAGCUCACGCUUUAUGUCCUGUAAUCAUUUGGGUUUUUUUAAUCAUAACUUAUGUUAAACAUUUGGAGCAGUUUUACACCUGGUUUUGUUCGAGUGAGUAACUGUACAGUGUUGGAGUCGACUUUCUAACGUUGACUCCAGGAUUUUGUGCCAUUGUUGUCGACACCGACCGAAUGAAAGAAGUGCCUGAAACCACGGUGACGUUGACGUAGUCCUGCCGUUCGUGUGUUUUUCACCUUCACGUUACUGUUUUAUGCAGCUGUUGAAAAUCUUUAACAAAGUUUUGUUUUGUUUACAAAAGUUAAAACGGAGGAUUUCUGCAGAUUUUAACAUGUAGCGCUGUUGUUCCUGGACACUGAGAAUAAAACCUGAGUUUUUGGUUAAA